Gadus macrocephalus (Pacific cod) is the source of this 1706-nucleotide messenger RNA. RefSeq names its product karyopherin alpha 7 (importin alpha 8) (gene kpna7). Lineage: Eukaryota; Metazoa; Chordata; Actinopteri; Gadiformes; Gadidae. The record is from RefSeq and is a predicted model, not a curated record. Gene Ontology annotation, molecular function: protein binding; nuclear import signal receptor activity. The transcript has 12 exons. Gene Ontology annotation, biological process: NLS-bearing protein import into nucleus. The coding region runs from base 95 to 1654 and encodes 519 amino acids. Gene Ontology annotation, cellular component: nucleus; cytoplasm.
AAAUCCUAUUUAAACGCGCUAUGAAGGUGUUCAGCCAUAUCCGGUUCAGUUCAGCAGAGUUCAGGUUCAGUCAGAGUUCAACCAACUGGAAGACAUGCCGACCAAUAAUGUUUUCGAUGAACGGAUCACGAAGUUCAAGAACAAGGGGAAAGAUCCGCUUAAACUUCGUGAGAAAAGGAUUUCGGAAUGUGUUGAGCUGCGGAAAUCUCAGAAAAACGAGAGUUUUAUGAAGAGGAGGAACAUAACUCUUUCGUCUCUCCCGGACGAGGAGGCCCUUUCCCCCGAAGAUAUCUUCAGGAAUGAGGGUCGAUCCUUAUCCAUCGCGGAGAUUAUCCAACACGUUGACAGCGGCUGCAUGGACGACAGAAUUCGCGGAUGUCAAGUUGCUAGGAAACUGCUCUCCCGGGAGAAGAACCCUCCUCUGAAGGAGAUCGUGGACGCCGGUCUGCUCUCUCGCUUCGUGGAGUUCCUGUCCAUGGACGACGAGCCCACCCUGCAGUUCGAGGCGGCCUGGGCACUGACCAACAUCGCCUCCGGGACGUCCUGGCAUACACAGCAGGUGGUGGAGCAUGGAGCUGUGCCUGCCUUCAUCUCCCUGCUGAGCUCGCCUCUCCUGCACAUCAGCGAGCAGGCCAUCUGGGCGCUGGGCAACAUCGCAGGCGACGGCCCGGCUUACCGCGACGCUCUGAUCGACUGCCACGUCAUCCCGGCGCUGCUGUCCCGGAUCACUCCGGAAACCCCGGUGGGCUACCUAAGGAACCUCACCUGGACCCUAUCCAACUUGUGCCGAAACAAGAACCCGUUUCCCCCGCUCUCCGCCGUCCAGCAGCUUUUGCCGUCCCUGGUCCAGCUGCUCCACCUGGGUGAUAAGGACGUCCUGUCGGACGCCUGCUGGGCCAUCUCCUACCUCACCGACGGCUCCAACGACCGCAUCGACGUGGUGGUGAAGACCGGCAUCGUGCCACGCAUGGUCGCCCUCAUGGGCCACGAGGAGCUCGCCGUCUUGACUCCCGCGCUCCGCUCCAUGGGAAACAUCGUGAGCGGCUCGGACGUCCAGACGCAGAUGGCCAUCGACGCGGGGGUCCUGGCCGCGCUGCCCCGCCUCAUGACGCACCCCAAGGCCAGCGUUCAGAAGGAGGCCGCCUGGGCUCUGUCCAACAUCGCCGCCGGACCCGGCAAACAGAUCCAGCAGCUGAUCACCUGUGGACUGCUGCCCCACCUGGUGGCGUUGCUGAAGAAUGGGGACUUCAAGACCCAGCGGGAGGCGGUGUGGGCCAUCACCAACCUGACCAGCGGGGGCACCGUGGAGCAGGUGGUCCAGCUGGUGCACAGUGGCGCCCUGGAGGCCAUCCUGGACCUGAUGCAGGUGAAGGACACCAAGACCGUCCUGGUGAUACUGGACGCCGUCAGCAACAUCUUCUUGGCCGCAGAGAAACUGGGCGAGACGGCGAAGCUGUGUCUGCUGGUCGAGGGACUGGGCGGUUUGGACCGGAUUGAGAUGCUGCAGAACCACGAGAACGAGAUGGUGUACCAAGCGGCCCACAACCUCAUAGAAAAGUUUUUCAGUGCCGACGAUGAGAUCUUGGAGACGGAGGCUACAGAGGACGAGUUUAUUUUCCAGACGGCUGAUGUCAAGAAAACGUUUGAAUUUUAAAACUUGUCUUUUGACUGUUUUUCUAAAGCUAAUAAAAAAUAUUUUGUUAUAA